AUGGAUGCAGAAAUGAUGGCGGCCAUGGGCUUCAGUGGCUUCGGAAAAGCCCAGAAGAAGAGGGAAUUGGACCCAAAGCGGUUUGACAAGACAAAACGGGCAGAGGACCACCUGUCUGUGCCGGCCACAACGGUUGCUUCGACUCGCAAUAACGUCGAGGAGCCGACACACGACCCUGGGGAGGAUAGUGACGACGACGUGGGGCCUCCGCCUCUUCCUUCAGGAGCGAAUGCAGAGCCUGAAUACGAUCCUGACGAAUUCGACGGCCCGGACGUCGGCGACGACAACUCUGACCUGCCUCAGUUCCCAACGACGCACGAGCUCGUGCUCAAAGAUCACACCAAGGUCAUCUCCGCACUGACACUAGAUCCAAGCGGCGCAAGGGUGGUGAGCGGGAGCCACGACUACGAUUGCAAGCUUUGGGACUUUGGUGGGAUGGACCAUAGGUGCAAACCGUUCAAGACUUGGGAACCUUCGGGGUCAUACUAUAUAAAUGAUAUCAAGUACUCGAACGACGGCCACCAAUUCCUGGUCGUAUCCGCAACUCUCCAACCUAAACUCUACGACCGCGAUGGAGAAGAACUGGCCACAUUUAUUAAGGGUGAUCCAUAUAUCCGGGAUAUGAAGAACACUGCAGGGCACGUCGCGGAGGUUACAAGCUGUGCGUGGCAUCCAAAGGACUCGAACACGUUCAUCACGAGCUCUGCGGAUUCCACCAUCCGGAUAUGGGACGUUGAGAACAAGCGCAAGCAGAAGACGGUCAUCGUCGUCAAGUCAAAGGAACGAGGCGCGAGGACGAAGGUUAUGUCAUGCGCGUACUCGCCGGAAGGGAACAUGAUCGCUGGAGCUUGCUUGGACGGUGCACUGCACUUGUGGAACACGAGUUCGAACUUCGUCAGGCCGAACCUGAGCAUCGAGGGUGCGCACACGAAGAAUACAGAGCCCGGAUCAGUGGUGUUCUCCGUGGAUGGCAGGACGAUCCUAACAAGAGGCGGGGACGAUACCGUCAAGUUAUGGGAUGUCCGAGCAUUCAAAAAGCCACUCGCUGUUCGGGACAAUCUGCCUAAUCUAUACCAGACUACAAACGCGAUAUUCAGCCCCGACGAUAAGCAUGUCCUUACGGGAGCCGGCGCCACCUCUAAGGGUGGGCAGGGCAAGCUCGUGUUCCUGACGAAGGAUGGGCUGGAGCCCGUAAAGGAGCUCUUGGUGGGCACGACGCCCGUGCGUGUGGUAUGGCACCCGAAGAUCAAUCAGAUCGUCACGGGCAUGGCCAACGGACAGAUAUGCGUCCUCUACUCGCCCCAGACGUCGUUGAAUGGCGCAAAACUGCCGAUGAGCAAGGGCCCGGCGAAGAAGGCGACGAUCGAGGACAUGUCAUACGCGCUCGCGGCGCCGAACAUCAUCACGCCGCACGCCCUGCCUAUGUUCCGGGAGGGCGAGGGCAUCGCGCGUGGCACGAAGCGCAAGCUGGAGAAGGCGAGGAUGGACCCGCGGAAGAGCAGACGGCCGGAGCUGCCUGUCACGGGCCCGGGGCGGGGUGGACGCGUCGGCGCGAGCGCGACGCAACACGUCGUGCAGAACCUCGUACGGGAUACGACGCGGGACGAAGACGUGCGUCAUGCUCAACUUUCUCUGUUUGGCGGGCGGGAGAGGCGUGGCCUGGCCGCGCGUGGCUCCCGAGCGGGUCAAUUUUCCAGAUCAGACACAUCAGCGCGCCUGUCUUGGGCGUCGUCAUGGUGUCCCGCUCGCCGCGUCAUUUUCGUUCAUGGCGCGCUGUUGGAUGAGCCCCUCGCUAAUCUCUUUGUCCGUUUCUUUGUCUGCAGCCGCGCGAGGCCCUGCUCAAGUACGCGACAAGCGAUCCGCAGUGGACGAAAGGUGCGUCCGCGUUUUGUCUCAUUCGGCCGGAAGCGGCGUGGCCGUGGCCGCUGCCGGGGCGUGUGA
Molecule: messenger RNA, 1941 nt
Organism: Punctularia strigosozonata HHB-11173 SS5
Lineage: Eukaryota; Fungi; Basidiomycota; Agaricomycetes; Corticiales; Punctulariaceae
Product: transcription factor
Exons: 9
Coding region: 1-1941 (646 amino acids)
Biological process (GO): regulation of DNA double-strand break processing
Cellular component (GO): site of double-strand break; nucleus
Molecular function (GO): protein binding
Source: RefSeq, a predicted model, not a curated record